Molecule: messenger RNA, 1265 nt
Organism: Lonchura striata (white-rumped munia)
Lineage: Eukaryota; Metazoa; Chordata; Aves; Passeriformes; Estrildidae
Gene: HEMK1
Product: HemK methyltransferase 1, mitochondrial release factors N(5)-glutamine
Biological process (GO): protein methylation
Cellular component (GO): mitochondrion
Molecular function (GO): nucleic acid binding; protein methyltransferase activity
Source: RefSeq, a predicted model, not a curated record
CAGUCUGCAUUCUAUCAGAGGGGAACCUUUAUUUUGUAGCCUGAGGAACUGAUGCUCUUCUUUUGUCUUGUUUUCCAGCCUAGAAGAGCUGCAAAUGCUGUCCUGUGGAGAACCCACUGACUGUGGUCAGCUGGUGCUUAGCCAGUGACCUGUGGUAGCACCAGGUGAAUCUCAGCACUGACAGUCAGUAGGUGGCAACAGGAACCGGUGUGGAAGGCAGCAACUUCACCACAAUGAGAUGCUUCACCCAUCCACUGCUCAGGAAGUUGUUGAGCCUCCCACCUCACUGUGUGCCAGGGCGAGGGACUCCAAGUAAAGGUGCUGUCCUCAGUCCAAAGCAGCUGUUUCUGAGGCAGAGCUGCAGUGCAGGACCUGGGUUCAUGACUGCCACUGACAUGGUCCACUAUUGGCAGAAGGUGUUCGAGACAAAUGGCAUCCCCGAAGCACAAGAAUCCAGUCAAUAUAUUGUGUCGUUUGUCCUGGGAGCAAAAACAUUUCAGAGUCUGGAUUCCAAAAGCCUCCACACUCCACUUACAGCACUGCAGCAGGAGCAAAUCCAGCAGCUGAGCCACAAGCGGCUCCAAAGGAUGCCAGUGCAGUACGUGCUUGGAGAGUGGGACUUCCAGGACCUGACCCUGAAGAUGAGACCCCCAGUAUUUAUUCCACGGCCUGAAACAGAGGACCUUGUCUCUUUAGUUGUGGAGGAAGAAUUUCAAAAAUGUAAGAAUUCAACCCUCUGUUUCCCAGCUCCUGUUCCUCAUCCUGUGAUCCUGGAAAUUGGCUGUGGUUCUGGAGCAAUUGCUCUGAGUCUGCUUUGUAAACUGCCACAGAGCAGAGUCAUAGCCAUGGACAAAGAGGAGGCUGCUGUGGAUCUCACCAGGGAGAAUGCACAUAGGCUGCAACUCCAAGAAAGGAUUCGCAUCAUCCACCAAGAUGUUUCACACAGUUCUGCCAAACAGCUGCUGCUCUGGGGCCCCAUAGAUGUCAUAGUCAGUAACCCCCCAUAUGUUUUCCAUGAAGACAUGGCUUCCUUGGAUGCAGAAAUCCUCUGCUAUGAGGACCUUGAUGCCCUGGAUGGGGGAGAUGAUGGCAUGAGAGUCAUCAAAACAAUUCUGGCUUUGGCUCCUUCUCUUCUGAAGGUUUCUGGGAGUGUGUUUCUGGAAGUUGAUCCCAGGCAUCCAAAUAUGGUGGAGCAGUGGCUACAGGCACACCCAGAAUUACUGCUCACCCUCCGUGCCAUUCACAAGGACUUCUGUGGCAAGUAA